AUGAUCUUGCUCACGCUCGUUGCUUCGGCUCUGCUGGCCACACCGGCGGCUGCUUAUGACACGCUUCUCAAGUUCCACGAAGCCCCCGAAGUCGAAAUCCGCACCAUCGACGAGAUCCACAAGGCUGCCGUCGCAGAGGGCGGCGUCGUCACGCUGUGGCACGGUGGCGACGAGAAGAAUCAACAAGACCUCCUGAAGCAGGCGUUUGAGGAGCGCUUCCCCGGCAUGACGCUGAACCUCACCGUGGACAUAUCAAAGUAUAUCGACGGCGACAUCGACCGCCAGCUGUCUGAGGGCAACGUCUAUGUCGACAGCGUGAUACUACAGACGUUGCAGGACUACCCUCGAUGGGAUCGGGAGGGCGCCCUGCUGCGGUACAAGCCAUUGAACUUUGACAAGAUCCACCCCGGGUUCCGCGAUGUCUGGGCGUCGUGGUACGCCGUGGUCGUCUUCGGCUGGACCAACAUCUGGAACGCCGAAAAGGUGGAUCAGGGCCCCGUCGAGUACUCGGACUUCCUGAAGCCCGAAUACAAGGACAAGUUGGUCUUCACGUACCCCAACGACGACGACGCCGUGCUCUAUGCAUUCGACCUGGCUAUGCAGCAGAACGGAUACAGCUGGUUCGAGAACCUGCUCGCCCAAAACCCCCGCUGGGUCCGCGGCACCGCGACCCCGACCACCGUCAUGGGCCAGGCCAAUAACUCGUACGCCGUCACCUUCACCGGCGCCCUGGGCCUGGCGCCCGCCGCCCCUUUCAACAUCUCCAUCCCCAGGGACGGCUUCUUCGUCACAUGGGGCCAGCGCGCCGCGAUCCUCAAGGACGCGCCGCACAAGGAGGGCGCGAAGCUCCUCCACAACUUUUUGCUCGGCGACGAGUACCAGAGCCCCGACAACACGGGCAUGUGGAGCGUCCGCAGGGACAUGCCGCCCCCCGCGGGCUUCCCCGAGCUGAUGGACCUCAACUCGACAAACCCGGUUGACUUUGAGCGCUUCAUGGGGGACCGCGAGAGGGUGGAGAGGCUGAAGCUGUUUUUCGAGAGUAAAAUCGGCACCGCACAGGGACUGAGCCCCUUGAUUAACGAUUUGUAA
Colletotrichum destructivum is the source of this 1089-nucleotide messenger RNA. RefSeq lists its product as uncharacterized. Gene Ontology annotation, molecular function: thiamine pyrophosphate binding; thiamine binding. Gene Ontology annotation, cellular component: outer membrane-bounded periplasmic space. The coding region runs from base 1 to 1089 and encodes 362 amino acids. Lineage: Eukaryota; Fungi; Ascomycota; Sordariomycetes; Glomerellales; Glomerellaceae. Gene Ontology annotation, biological process: thiamine transport. The transcript is spliced from 2 exons. The record is from RefSeq and is a predicted model, not a curated record.